CGAAAAGAGGCUCGGAGGUAGUGCUGGUUUACAGUUUAGUCUUUUUAAACCUGCAGCUGAUUUUGUGAUUGUCAUGGGUGAAUGUGGGGAUCCGGUGUUUUUGUUGAUGUCAAGGCAAAUGUGUAUCAUGCAGUGACAAGUGCUGGGAACGAGCUGGCCAUCAAGGUGUAUAAGACGUCGAUCCUUGUAUUCAAGGAUCGGGAUCGCUAUGUUCAAGGUGACUUCCGCUUUCGAAAUGGUUAUUGUCGGCACAAUCCGAGGAAGAUGGUGAAGGUGUGGGCAGAGAAGGAGAUGCGCAAUCUCAUGCGGUAUGUCGAUUGGAUGAUGAAUGCGCUUUUUAGCUUGAAGCCACAAACGAGGUUGCAGGUUGACCUAAUGCUUUUUCUUCUAUGCUGGGCGGCACCUCGCCUGAAAGAUGCCACUUUGACAGAGACUCAGCUUGGAGAUUGUUAUGCGGAGGUGAUUUGUGCGAUGCGCACUCUGUAUCAGAAAUGUAGACUAGUUCAUGGCGAUCUCAGCGAGUACAAUAUGCUUUUCUACGAGGGACGCAUUUACAUCAUUGAUGUUUCGCAAUCGGUGGAUCUUGACCAUCCGCGGGUUUUAGACUUCCUGAGAGAAGAUUGCAUGCAUGUCACGGACUUCUUCCAAAAGAAAGGCGUGGAAACGAUGUAUCUCCGCGAACUUUUCGAUUUUGUGACUGAUCCCACUAUCACAGAAGACACAUUGGAUGUGUACCUGGAGGAGGCUCAAGCGAGGAUUAAGAAUCGAGCUAUCGAACCAUCUGCGGAAGAAAAAGUCAAGGAGGCAGUGUUUCGACAAGCCUUCAUUCCGCGUACAUUGGAACAAGUGGUGAACCAUGAGCGCGACGCAGAACGAAUCGCGAGUGGAAAAGACUUGGAGGGCAUCUACUAUCAAACACUUGUCGGUUUAAAGGAUGAUUUAUCAGGAGUUCGACAAAAGCCGGCGCUUUUGGAGGCGAAGCAAAAAUCAGAGAAAUGCAGAGAUGAAGGGAAUGGAGGACGUGGAGCGGGGGGAGGCGAUGGUGACGGAGUGGGAGGAGAAAGACAAGCGGAGGACGGAAAGUUGGCUUUCACACGGAGUUCUGGCGAGGGCAUAGACGUACAGCAGGACAAAGGCAGGUGGAAUGCAGAAGAUCUUUCGCCUUUGGCGACUGUGGUAUCUGAUGAGCAGCAUCAUAAGGCAGAGGAGAAUGGGGAGAGGUGUGAGAUGGGAGGUGGAGAUGGGGAGAGGUGUGAGAUGGGAGGUGGAGAUGCUAGUUGCGAGGAUGAAAGCAGUGUGAGCGGAAGUGGUGAAGAUGAGGACAGCUCUGAGGGCGAAGAAAGCGAUGGAGAAGGUUCGACACAGCGGACGAAGGGGAAGGUCGGCGAAAGUCGAGAGGAUAGAAAAGCUGCAAGGAAGGAGCAUAAGAAGGCGGUUAAGGCGGAGAGGCGUGAAUCAAGGAAGGAAAAGGUUCCCAAAGCAGUGAAGAAGAAGAAGAAGAAGGCGAGAGAAAGGGGCCGGAAACGCUGACUGGUUAUCUACAGGCUUGUAGGUAGCAUCCAUGGUAUGGAUGACAUGCGCGCAUCCUAGCCGU
Molecule: messenger RNA, 1594 nt
Organism: Chara braunii
Lineage: Eukaryota; Viridiplantae; Streptophyta; Charophyceae; Charales; Characeae
Source: the annotation of a GenBank genome assembly